Messenger RNA from Argiope bruennichi, 2598 nucleotides. RefSeq names its product protein Wnt-1-like (gene wg). Gene Ontology annotation, cellular component: extracellular region. The transcript has 4 exons. The record is from RefSeq and is a predicted model, not a curated record. Gene Ontology annotation, molecular function: cytokine activity; frizzled binding. Bases 15 to 1127 code for a protein of 370 amino acids. Gene Ontology annotation, biological process: canonical Wnt signaling pathway; cell fate commitment; multicellular organism development. Lineage: Eukaryota; Metazoa; Arthropoda; Arachnida; Araneae; Araneidae.
GUCGGCAGUCGACGAUGCUCCUCUGCUCCCUCCGAGCAACCCUCCUCAUCUCUCUGGUCGUUCUCUUAGAGGCAGGGCAGCCGAGGUCCAGGGGAAGGGGAUCCAGGUGGUGGAAUCUUGCGUACUCUGUGGAGGUGUCUAAUCUGGUGGUCGACUACCAAAGGACGAACGCUGUGAGUGGCAGGGGCGUAGCCCCGCCCCUCACCCUGCGCAAGAAGCAAAGGCGAUUAGUGCGAGACAAUCCAGGGGCCAUGACAGCCAUCAGCAGGGGCGUCCGGCUCGCCAUCUCCGAAUGCAAGCACCAGUUCCGCAAAAGGAGGUGGAACUGCCCCACGGCGGAAUAUCCGAGGGGAAGGAACAUAUUUGGAAAAAUCGUCCAGAGAGGUUGUCGAGAGACUGCCUUUCUGUAUGCCAUUACGAGUGCUGGCGUCACACAUGCCAUGGCACGCGCCUGCAGAGAAGGUCUGAUCAGCUCUUGCAGCUGUGACUACAAACGCCGAGGUCCCAGUGGUCUGGACUGGGAAUGGGGCGGUUGCAGCGACAACAUAGACUUUGGGUCCAAAUUCUCCAGACAGUUCGUAGACGCGGCAGAAAGAGGCAAGGACCUAAGGUUCACAAUGAACUUGCACAAUAACGAAGCUGGAAGAACGCACGUUAUUGCUGGAAUGCGCCGUCAGUGCAAGUGCCAUGGCAUGUCCGGCAGCUGCACCGUCCAGACCUGUUGGAUGCAGCUUCCACCCUUCCGAGCUGUGGGAGAUGGAUUGAAAGACAGAUUCGACGGGGCCUCUCGAGUCCUGGUCACCAACAGAGGGAACGUGAGGAGGAGAGCCCUCCUCAAGCCUUACCAUCCAGAACACAAGCCUCCAUCCAAGAAAGAUCUCGUCUAUUUUGAAAAUUCGCCAGACUUUUGCUUCCCUGACUCCAGUCUGGGGCAUGGUGGAACAGGUGGUCGAAUCUGCAAUGUAACGUCAAUAGGCGUUGACGGCUGUGAUCUGAUGUGCUGUGGUCGAGGAUAUAAAUCUGAAUAUCGCGAAGAAACAAACCGAUGCAACUGUACCUUCCACUGGUGUUGCCAGGUGGAAUGCAGGACGUGUAAAGCAAGAAAACUGGUACAUUCAUGUUUGUGAUCAUAGAACAAAGAUGCAACUGUUUUUGCGCACAUUUCAUUCCAAAGUUUGGAGUUUGGUUAAAACAAGAAUAGAGGAUCUGUAGAAAAUGUUUUCUUUGCUUUGUUCUAAUGAAUGAUUAGCAAAAGAUUAUUUGUUUUCGUGUAAUAAUGUAUUAUAGUUUCGUGCUUUGGUGUAAUUUCAGAUUAAGCUAUUACAUCAUUGCUUGCGUUUACAUUGUAAGAAAAAUUGAAAAGAGCCUUUUCUUCAAUUUCUUUUACAACUGCUGAACUGGUAUGGAUAUUAAAUAACUCAAAAUAAUCAUGUGCAGGGCACAUUUAUCCCACCUAUAUAUCUAUUUGAAUGUUACUGACUGAUUUAUAGAAAAAAGAACUACAGUUUUAUUUUCAGUCCAACAGUUUCCAUCUGUGCCAAUAUUAUGAAUACAAUUAUUUUAGAACUUUUUAUUCUAUUCUGAAAAGUAAUUCAAAACAAUUAAAAAAGAAAUUGUUUUGUCAGUCAUUAUGCAAUUGUGAAUAUUCUUUCAGCCGUAAAAUAAGUGAAAAAUUAAUUCAAUAGAAUUUUUCCUUAACUAAAAGGUCUGUGCCAGUUUUUUUUUAAUAAUAAUUUUUUAAAUACAAAAAAUCGAUUGCACAUUUUGUGCAACUGAAAAAUUAUUUACAAUUUCGAAAUCGUUUGGAUCUCUAAGCAAUUAAUCAUCAUUUUCAGUCAAGAAAUCGUUUGCAAUUUUAAGCAAUUAAACAUUAUUUUCAGUUAAGAAAUCGUUUGUAACUGUAAAGAAUUAAACAUUAUUUUCAGUCAAGAAAUCAUUUGCAACUCAAGCAAUGAAGAAAUUAUUUUCAGCCACUCAGUUGGCUGUGUUUUUUUAGCAAUUAAGAAAUCAUUUCAAGUUUUAUGCAAUCUAAUGCUUUUUUGAUGGAAAUUCGUGUAAUAUAGGAUAAUACCUUUCGGGAACGCCUUAGUGAAGAGCUUACAUGCAUUCCAAUUUCAUUUAAUACAUUAAUUUGAUAUAAGAAUGUUGAAAUACAAGGAUAUUUGAUUUCCUUUUCUAGAGCAUUUGUUUGAUGCUUUGAUUUGCAUUAUUUUUGCAAAAAAUGUUUCCUUAUGCAUUCAUUUCAAUUCAUCCAUGAGAAAUGUAUUGAUUUGAUGCUGAAUGUACAGAACUCUAAAAUAUACAAGAAUGCCUGCAGAACAAUUUAGAUUGUAUAUUCUUGAAAAAUAUAUACUAUGUACGUUUUGUGCUUUUUAAAAGGUGGCUGGCAGAUUCUUGUACAAAGAGAAUCAGAAAGUAGUAUCCAUUUUUAUUAUUUAAGGUAUUAUAUAAGAGCUAUUUUUGUAGGACUUCAGCAAUAUUUAAUUUAUUAAUGCUCUUAAUACUUGCUUUUAAGAGUAUCGUUGAAAUGAGCUUCAUGUAUUUUCUAAGAGGACUUUUUAAUGUUACGAAAACUGUUCUUCUGUGUAGUGUGUUAUU